Messenger RNA from Hemicordylus capensis (graceful crag lizard), 1830 nucleotides. It is a transcript of the gene UBE2I, whose product is annotated as ubiquitin conjugating enzyme E2 I. The transcript is spliced from 6 exons. Gene Ontology annotation, molecular function: SUMO conjugating enzyme activity. The record is from RefSeq and is a predicted model, not a curated record. Gene Ontology annotation, cellular component: nucleus. Gene Ontology annotation, biological process: protein sumoylation. NCBI's taxonomy places the organism in Eukaryota, Metazoa, Chordata, Lepidosauria, Squamata, Cordylidae. The coding region runs from base 868 to 1239 and encodes 123 amino acids.
GGCGCUGCUGCUGCCGGCGGAGCCCCGCCCGGGGGGGCCCCUGGAGACCGGGGAGCCUCCAGGCAGGCGGGCUCCGAGUGCUGGGCUGGCCCGCGAGGGGCGCAGCCUGCGGGCGGGGAGGGGUGGAGGCCUGGCGGUGGGGCCCGGCCGGCCCUCGCGGGGCUCCCUCCAGGGCGGCGAGGACCAGGCCGCUCCAGAGUCCGGCCCCCCACCGUGGCGGCAUCCGCCCCUCAUCGGCUCGGCCCGGGGUGCCCCGCGGGAUGCUGCUCCGAGCCCCGCAGCUGCCCUCCCUUUUGCCCCUCGGAGGCUGACACAUCCGCAGCCAAGUGCCCGCCCCUGUAGAAGGGCAGCAGGCAGGAUGGAGGUCUCCCCGCGCCGGGCCGCAUGCUGGAGCCGGGCGUGCCCCUCCCCUCGGCCGGACGGUCAGGCCUCAGAAGACCAGCACCGACUCAGUCUGGAUGGACAGCGGUGGCAGGAGUAGCCUUGCUCAUAACUGUGACUCUUUCUAAAAAUCUCUGUGGGGUUCCUGAGCUGAAGGUCUGUGGGAGAAGAGAGACCCUCGUCUUAAAAGCUGGGGAGCCCCUGUUUGCAACUGUCUCAGGUCUGCACUCUCCACUGAGAGCUUCAGAAGGGUCCUCCUGGUCCAGGCCCUGCCACCCACCUCACCCAGCUUUCUUUCCAAGGAAUCCCAGCAGCAGGCAGAUACUGGGUGGUGCCGCAGAAUCGGUCCAGGGCAACGGUCCAUGGGUGGACUGGGGUCUCUCUUCUGUUGAACACAAUCUAAAAUUGUUCUCAGAGUGAUGAUUGCUGAACUGUUGCAUUAAAGAGGGCUUUGUAGCAGUACCAACAAAAAAUCCAGAUGGCACAAUGAAUCUCAUGAAUUGGGAAUGUGCUAUUCCAGGGAAGAAAGGGACACCGUGGGAAGGAGGCCUGUUUAAGUUACGGAUGCUUUUUAAGGAUGACUAUCCCUCCUCUCCCCCCAAAUGCAAAUUUGAGCCACCCUUAUUCCAUCCUAAUGUGUACCCGUCAGGCACAGUGUGCCUGUCCAUCCUAGAAGAGGAUAAGGAUUGGAGGCCUGCAAUCACAAUUAAACAGAUCUUGUUAGGAAUUCAAGAACUCCUAAAUGAACCAAAUAUUCAAGACCCAGCUCAAGCAGAGGCUUACACAAUUUACUGCCAAAACAGAGUGGAAUACGAAAAGAGGGUUCGAGCACAAGCCAAGAAGUUUGCACCAUCAUAAGCUCCUGUCGUACUGCAUCUUAAAGGAAGGGAUUAAUUUGGCAAGAACUUGUUUACAAACCUUUUGCAAAUCUAAUGUUGCUAUGUACAAUUAAUAGUCACUUAGGGGAGGGGGUUGUAUGUGUGCCAUUUUCCAUAUUCGCCACUUGUACACAGUUCUCAAUUGGCUGAAUUGCCCCCGUUUUUCAUACAGGGUCUCUUCCUUCAGUCUUUUGUAUUUUUUGAUUGUUAUGUAAAACUUGCUUUUAUUUUAAUAUUGAUGUCAGUAUUUCAACUGCUGUAAAACUAUAAACUUUUAUACUUCUAUAAAUCCACUAGUAUCUCUAGUUUCUUUGCUCUCUGAUGCAGGCAUGCUUUAAACUGUUUAGAAGUAUAUUUUGCCUCUACCUGGCUGUAUGAAGAAAAAGAAAAUGCUCUCCACCCCCUUCCUCCCCCCCUUAAUUUGUUUUCUACCAAUAAGGAAUUAGGUUGUUGUUGCUUAAAAGCCUCUGAUCCAAAGUCAGCCAGCAUCUUGAUUCUGCGUCACUUCCUUUGUGUUUAUGGCGUUUUUGUCUGUGUUGCUGUUUAGAGUAAAUAAACUGUUUCUAUAAAG